AUGGCAACAUCAUCUGAGGAAGUGUUACUGAUCGUAAAGAAGGUGCGUCAAAAGAAACAGGAUGGGGCUCUCUACCUUAUGGCUGAAAGGAUAGCAUGGGCACCUGAAGGCAAAGACCGAUUCACAGUCAGCCAUAUGUAUGCAGAUAUAAAAUGCCAGAAAAUCAGUCCUGAAGGAAAGGCUAAAAUUCAGCUACAGCUGGUAUUGCAUGCAGGGGACACAACCAACUUCCACUUCUCUAAUGAAAGCACAGCAGUGAAGGAGCGAGAUGCAGUGAAGGACCUUCUUCAGCAGCUGUUACCCAAAUUCAAGAGGAAAGCAAAUAAAGAACUUGAGGAAAAGAACAGAAUGCUGCAAGAAGAUCCUGUUUUGUUUCAGCUUUAUAAAGACCUCGUUGUGAGCCAAGUAAUUAGUGCUGAAGAAUUCUGGGCCAACCGUUUAAGCUUGAACGCUGUGGAUAAUUCUGUGGCACCUAGUAAGCAGGAUGUGGGCAUCUCUGCAGCUUUUCUGGCUGAUGUUCGGCCUCAAACGGAUGGUUGCAAUGGUCUGAGGUAUAACUUAACUUCAGAUAUUAUUGAAUCCAUAUUCAGGACGUAUCCUGCAGUAAAAGUGAAAUAUGCAGAAAAUGUUCCACAUAAUAUGACAGAAAAAGAAUUCUGGACACGAUUUUUCCAGUCUCACUACUUCCAUCGAGAUAGGCUAAAUACAGGCUCAAAAGACCUCUUUGCUGAAUGUGCCAAAAUGGAUGAAAAAGGGUUAAAAACAAUGGUGUCUCAAGGGGUGAAAAAUCCACUGCUAGAUUUAACGGCCUUGGAGGAUAAAUCGUUAGAUGAGGGUUAUGGUGUUUCCUCUGUGCCAUCCACAUCAAACUCCUCAAAGUCCUUAAAGGAGAGUAGCAAUGCUGCCAUUAUAAAACGCUUUAAUCAUCACAGUGCCAUGGUCCUUGCAGCUGGGCUCAGAAAACAAGAAGCACAAAAUGAUCACUACAGUGAGACCAGCAGUAUGGAUGGAAACUCCAGGGAUUCAGAUUUCUUUCAGCCACCAAUAAAAAAGGUGAAGCUACAGGAGGCUAUUGAAUAUGAAGAUUUAGGAAAGAAUAAUAGCAUUAAAACUAUUGCACUAAACCUAAAGAAAUCUGAUCGGUAUUAUCAUGGUCCAACUCCAAUUCAAUCACAGCAAUAUGCAACUAGUCAGGAUAUUAUUAAUUCUUUUCAUAGUAUUAGAGAAGAAAUGGAAGCCUAUGUACCCAGACUAACUCAGGUUCUUUCCAGUGGUGCUGCUACUAGCAGCAUCACAGCCCUGUCACCUGGAGGAGCACUUAUGCAAGGUGGGACACAGCAAGCCAUAAACCAGAUGGUGCCAAAUGAUGUUCAGUCUGAACUGAAACACUUGUAUGUGGCACUUGGGGAGCUACUACGUCACUUCUGGUCCUGCUUUCCUGUUAAUACACCAUUCCUAGAAGAAAAGGUUAUGAAAAUGAAGAGUAACUUGGAAAGAUUUCAAGUUACAAAGCUCUGUCCAUUCCAAGAAAAAAUUCGGAGACAGUAUUUAAGCACAAAUUUGAUAAAUCAUAUAGAAGAGAUGUUGCAGACAGCCUACAACAAGUUCCACACGUGGCAGUCCCGACGUAUGCUGAAGAAAACGUGAAGACUCCCGCUAUAAAGUUUGGAGAGGGAAAUCUGCAAUAGCUGUAGGAACACAACCUGGCAAAUGUGCAGUUCUUAGAUAUUGCAGGAACAUCUGCAACAUGUGGAUUCCUGGAAAUGUUCCUAACUGAACUUGCACAUUUUUUGGAAAAGGACCUGUGAUUAAACUUGAAACUAGGGAAAAAUUAAGGAAGAACCAAAACGGAAGAGCUGAGAGGCAAAAAAAAAAAAACAUAUUUAAGACGCUGUUUACUGCAGUUACUCAGGAACUGCUUUUGAUUUGCGCAAAGAGCUGCUUUCAGAAAUAAACUUUAAAAAGGGUGUAUUAAUAAAAUCUGAAACUGUUUGUCUAAUUUUUUUAAAACGUGUAUGG
Emys orbicularis (European pond turtle) is the source of this 2019-nucleotide messenger RNA. RefSeq names its product general transcription factor IIH subunit 1 (gene GTF2H1). The transcript has 14 exons. The record is from RefSeq and is a predicted model, not a curated record. Gene Ontology annotation, biological process: transcription by RNA polymerase II; nucleotide-excision repair; transcription by RNA polymerase I. Gene Ontology annotation, cellular component: transcription factor TFIIH holo complex; transcription factor TFIIH core complex. Lineage: Eukaryota; Metazoa; Chordata; Testudines; Emydidae. Bases 1 to 1647 code for a protein of 548 amino acids.